Linum trigynum is the source of this 4957-nucleotide messenger RNA. The record is from the annotation of a GenBank genome assembly. NCBI's taxonomy places the organism in Eukaryota, Viridiplantae, Streptophyta, Magnoliopsida, Malpighiales, Linaceae.
AUCUCCCACAAGAGCUAAAAGGAGACUCAUAAUCAACGAAAGUUAUUGGUAUACUUCAGGCCAUUCAAUUUCCACCGCAUCACUAAAUCAAAUUUAGCAUAUCGAUCAAGAGGAAUAAGUUCCUUAGCAAGAUAAGGAUUCAACUUUUCUUGUUCUUUUUCCUCUGACUUAGAAUGAACUCAAAAUCAAGAUCAUUGCCAGAAAUAGAUGUUGCAGUACCAGAAGAUUCAUUUGCAGAACCAUAAUUAUUUCAGUUGUGGUUUGAUAAUAAAAAAUCAAGCAACAAAUCAUUUGUUUGAUACUGUCAGCCACAAAGUCAGUAUAAGUGUUGCCAAACUUAGCAGCAAAAAUACUCAAUGACAUGCAGCUUGUACCUAGGAUGCAAAACAACCGAAACUGCCAGACCAAAUGUAUAUAUUCUCAGUAUUUGGUGAAUUUCAACCACAUGUUUCCAGCCAUGCCAUAAAUUAGAGGAUUAGGAUCAACACAUCACUCAAUCAAUUUCAAUAACAUAUCACAAAUAAUGCCAUCCAGUACACAACACUCUCCCUAAUCCAUUCAAUGCCAUCCUUUCUAACGUCCAAACAAUCUCUAAUAAUUAGGUUAAGUACAUGAAUAUAACACCUCAUGUGAAUCAGCUUACCAUCCAACUACAAAUCAUUUAGAACAAGUUGAUGUUUCAGUUGGGAAAUCUUGGAAUCAUUAGUGGUGUAGUUGUCCAAAGUGAUCGAGGACAACUUCUCUUCCACAUUCCAAUCCAGAAGACACCGAGACAAUCUAUCAGCCAACAUAUGACAGGUAGGAGGGGCAUGGACAUACAAAACCUUAACAUCAUGUUUCUAAACAUCUGGUAGCAACUGCCAUAUAAACCCUCUUCUGAUUUCUUGCAGUCCAUAAAUAACUAUUCCCUACAAUUCUUACCAGAUUACCAUAAAGGACAAAAUAUCCUUCUUCACUGUAUUUCUAUAAGGCAAAAUGAACUUAGGUUGCAAAGAAGAAACAAAAUGUUUGAACCUAAAAUGUUCAACAAUGCUAAGAUGAUAUUCACGGACCAAAAUCAAUGAACACAACUCCUUCAUAGAGACUUCAAAUUUGAACAGAGUAGCGCACAUUUGGGUUUUCCUGGUUGCUUUGUAAUUAGGAGUAAGAAUUGUUUGAGUGCCAUCAUUUAUGUUUUUUUUAUACAGGUUUAGACAUGGUUCCUGAGGUGUGAGGUUCCAUUACAAGUAUCACCACCAAUAGUUUCCAACAAUACCUACACCUCACAUUAAUAACCCCAUUAAGCUUAAUCUUAAUGUAGUGAGGCCCGAUAUCAUAAGUGAAUUUACAUUCUUCAAGAAUCACUUCAACAUUUUCAUUUCUGUUACCAUUACCAUUAGGCAAGUUACCAUAAGGAACAAGUUGUUGAGGUUGGUUAUUCUGAGAAGUAGGUUCAGGAGAAAGAGUAGCAUUAACAAUAAUUUCAGAUGCACCAUCCAUUUGAAUAUAAGCAAGAGUGUAAAAGAAUCAAAUGAGUGUAUGAAUGUACUGUAAAAUUUGUAGGUUUAAGGAUUUAAAGUCCUGGUCUUAUAGAUUUGAAUUGUGAGAUGGACAAAUUAAGAUACUAAUCUCAAUUAUAAAAAAAAUUAAGAACAUUCCAGGGGCUUCAUAAGUUAUUCCUUCAUCUCCUAACUCGAAUAUUGGAGAUAAUCAAAGUCCUUUAUAAUUCACUUACCCAAGCCGUUUGGUAAUUUAUUUUGACAAAUUCUAAUUUUAGUAAUUUUGUUUGUUUGAGCUUUUCAGUUUCUUAUCCGCCAUUAGUUCGCCAUCUGUAGUCUAGACAACUGUCAAUAGAAACCCCCCCCCCCUCUCCAGUCUCCACACUCCAGAUUCUUGGUUAGCCUAGGUUUUUUUUGUUGUUGUAUGUAUUAGGUCUUAGGGACAAGAGUGCAUAGCCGAGGUGCGCACAUGGCCGAGACUUCUCGGUCGAGUGCACUUUUAUAGGUCAAGGUUGGUGACAUUAAAAUUGAAUGAAUAAAUAAAAACAUAAAAUAAUUUAAUUUUUGGAUUAUCAAGAUAAUGAUGAAGCCCCAGUAUCAUCAAAUUGAAGCUCAGAGCAAUAUUUUUAUUAUUAUUUUGCAUGCUGCUCUUUGCCGAAUUUUAUGGUGAUAGUAGGCUGUGAUUUGUCAGUAAGGAGGAUAAUGAUGAUGUAUCUAGACUAUAGGAACAAUAAUCAAUGGAAAGAGCGCUUUAGCGAACACAAUUUCCUCAUUAGGAAAGUGAAUAUAAAAAGCCUUUAGGGAUUGUUCACAUACCAUUGCCUCCAUACUAAUAAUAGUUGAUAGACCUUCUACCAACUCAAUCUCUAUCAGAAUUAGCACCAAAUCUUAGAGAUAAUCUUAGUGUACAAUUUUUUGUUUAUCUAUACUCUGCAAAAAAUGUUAAUCAAAGCAUCCUUUAGUUUACCAAGAUAUACCAUGGUGAUACAGAUAAUUAUAUUAUGAUGAUAGGAAAAUAUAACAUGAUGGUAUGGAAUAAACCAUAGUAUUAAGAUGGUGGUAGGCAGUGGUACAAUUGGUUCGAUACUUUCUUUAUUCAACUUAAUAAAAAAUUAUAUUAUUUUGUAGAUCACUAUUAUUCUAUUUAUUGUAUACAAAUUGUCAAAAUCCAAUUCAAAAAGCGAGAUAAAGAAAAAUGUUCUUUAAUUUCAACCAUUAAAUCUAGGGUUAAUAUAUUUGUAUGACCUAAACUUUGACCAAAAUAAACAUCAUGACCAAUCUUUUCGAUCUAUAACAUCUUGGCUCAAACUAUACAUCAAAAUAACUAAAUUGGCCAAACUCGCCGUUUGACCGUUAACUUGGAUGGUCAACGCACCAUGUCACUUCCUAAUCAGCAAAUAAACACUUAAAAUAUUUACAAUUUCCACAUAUUCCCUAAUUUUAAAAUAUUAUCAGUUAAAUUUUAAAAAAUAUAUGAAAUUAACAACAACAAAAACAUUACAAUAACAAUCCUCAAGCUCCAUUGCAGAUUUUUAUGAUUCGUCAUCAUCGUCAUCCAUCGACCGCCAUUGUCAUCGUCCAUUACCUGUUCCUCGUCAUCGUUGAAUAUUGCAAGCUUGAGGGUUGCACCACCCUCCCUGACUUCUCUAUUCCUCGACCACUAGAGAAAUUGCAAAGGCGCCCAGCUGCAAUGGAGCUUCUUCUUGUUUCGCCAGAGUGUCAAGAUCAGAGAUUCAGAUCUGAAGCUGUCAUGAAGAAGGCCGACAGAAGGAGACCUGCUUCGCUAGAUUUUCACAAUGUCGUCCUCGCUUCCUCGUCGCGGUUAGCUCCCGCCGUGAAAAGACCUCGCUCUCAUCGUCACGCAAGUCUGGGUCAUGGAUAGGAGACACAGAUUAGGGAUAAGAGAGUUCUCCCCGCCUUCGUCGUUGACUACUAGGUUGGAUUGGGGAUAGGAGACAUUUCCCCGCCUCGGGCGUCUACCAUUGGAUCGAAUUGGGAAGAGAACGAGCUUUAUUUCAGAAUCGGAAGGAAGGGGAUUUGGCAGGGGAGAUUUCUUUUUUCUUCUUGUUUUCUUCAGCAGCAGCUGCAAUGGUAGAGAUUUGAUGUCACUACCCGCUGGGUUUAAUUUAGGACAGUGGUUACCAAAGGAUUAUGUGAAGAAACAGCGGAGGAAAGGGGAGAUGUCGGCGCGGCCACGUUGUCGAAAGCCAUCCAGCCGGUGAAUGCGCAGGAAAAAGUAUCCAUCGGGUAGUUUGUGUUGCUUUUCUGAAUUUUUAAUUAUUAUUUUUUUUUAACUUAGUUGUAAUAAUUAAAAAAUGGAAAUUAUGUGGCUUUUCUCAAAUUUUUAAGUUUUUUUUAUGUUGAUAGGGCAGUGACGUGGUGCGUUUGACGUCCAAGUUAAUGGUCAAACGACGGGUUUGGCCAAUUUAGUUAUUUUGAUGUAUAGUUUGGGCCAGGAUGUUAUAUAUCAAAAAGAUUGGUCAGGUUGUUUAUUUUGGUAAAAGUUCAGGCCAUACAAAUAUAUUAAUCCUUAAAUCUAUAUAUCUAUCUCAAAAUUCAUAAUCAUAUUUCAUUUCACACAAAUCCAUAAUAAAAGGCUAUGCAUUUCAUCGUUUAAUAAGACACCCGAACAAAGUACUCAUAAAGUUUUAAGAAAAAUGUGAAAAGGAGACAACUACAGGAACAAAGUAUGGAGAGAGAAGACACAAAAAGAUAGAGGGAAGAAAGCUUUAUUAUUCAUGUAUAUUGUUGGUACAAUGUGUGCUCUAUUUACAUGCAAAAAUAUAUACAACAUACAACUCCAUCAUCAAUGUUAUAAUGAAGACUAAUGAGCAAUUAAGCAUAAAUUGAAAUAUGAAGUGAUGGGUUACAUAUAACACCCAUUUAUGCACUAAUGUGGUCAUCCAUACAAUCAAUGUUUGCAUGACAAUAACAAAUUAUUACAACACUUUUUAUAUAUUGUACAUGUACAAGUAGUACCAGACCUAUAAUUUGGAAUAUUUUAGAAACUUAUCAAACAUAAAUUAAUAUUUAAAUUCAAAUAACUUUCAUAAUCAUAAUCACAAGAGACUAACCUAGCAGUAAUAAGAAAAUAAAAAGAUUCACCACACUCUGAGUAAACUUCGAAGCAAACAACAACAACAAAAAAGUUCACUACAUAGAAGUCCCGCAAUAUGCUUUCACCAUAUUGGUAUCGCCCUUAUUCUGAGAGUUGUUCUUAACAUAGAAGUCAAGAAGACCUUGAUUGUAGAAUGGCUUGUACAUCAAUGGAUGAUCUUCAUCCACAAGCUCUUCAGGAGCUAUAACGAUCGCAGUCAGGAAUGAAAAUAGUCCCACUGCAUAUCUUACCUCUUCUCCCUCGACCAUUACUCGAUGGUAGCAUGAUUUGAUUCUGUCAUUGCUCCAUGCCUAUUUAUUCUUCCACACAAACAAUAAUACAAAUCAAUUAAUUCUCACAGUAAUAAGUUAAAAAAAUAAAU